This is a messenger RNA of Trichomonas vaginalis G3, 216 nucleotides long. RefSeq lists its product as uncharacterized. Lineage: Eukaryota; Parabasalia; Trichomonadida; Trichomonadidae. The record is from RefSeq and is a predicted model, not a curated record. The transcript has a single exon. Bases 1 to 216 code for a protein of 71 amino acids.
AUGAACGACCUCCUCACUGUUCUCAUGAACUAUUUCAUCACUGUUCUCAUGUAUGACCUCCUCACUGUUCUCAUGAACUAUUUCAACACUGUUCUCAUGUAUGACCUCCUCACUGUUCUCAUGAACUAUUUCAACACUGUUCUCAUGUAUGACCUCCUUACUGUUCUCAUGAACUAUUUCAACAUUCUCAUGUAUGACCUCCUACUGUUCUCAUGA